GGGAGGUGACGGCUGUGGCGCGGCCGGGGUGGAGGCGGGGCCGGGGCCGGCGGGACGGUGGCUCGGAGGUUAUAGGGGGAGAUCCCUGGUUGGGACGGGGACGGUGGCCGGUAUGGAGCACCUGGAACGUUGCGCCUGGUUCAUAAGGACUACUCUGGUGCGGACGACGGUGCGGCGCUACUUGCCCUGGACGCUGGUCGCCUUCAUGCUGUGCGGCUCCCUUGUUAAGGAGUACUCUCCGUUGCCCCCAAGCUACCUCAGCAACAAGCGCAAUGUUCUCAACGUGUAUUUUGUCAAAGUGGCCUGGGGCUGGACCUUCAUUCUCCUCCUGCCUUUCAUUGCCCUCACCAACUAUCAUCUGACAGGGAAGGCUGGUGUGGUCCUCAGGCGGCUGUGCACACUUCUGGUGGGGACAGUGAUCUGGUAUGUGACCACAACUGUCUUCUGGAAAAUUGAGCACUACACAGGCAACUGCUACAAAUCAUCUGCCCUGGAAAGUAUCCAAAAAGAAUUUAACAGCAAGGAGGAAUGCCGUAAAGGUGGCGGUUUCUGGCAAGGCUUUGACAUCUCUGGCCACUCUUUCCUUCUGACCUACUGUGUUCUAUCCAUUGUGGAGGAAAUGGCUGUUCUACAAGAUGUCAAGAUGGACAGGAACCAUAACAUGCACUUUGCUCUUACUUCCUUGGUUGUUGCCUUGGGCUGCUUGACAUACAUUUGGGUUUGGAUGUUCCUUUGUACUUCUGUUUACUUCCAUGACCUGUCCCAGAAAGUGUUUGGUACCCUGUUUGGCUUGGUGGGCUGGCAUGGAACAUAUGGCUUUUGGUACCGGAAACCCUUUUCUCCUGGACUUCCUCCCCAGAGCUCCAGUCUGAAUUUGAAGCAAGAUAGUUACAAGAAGUAAAGGAAAGAUCAGGGAGGAGCAAGAUUAAACUUUUUUCAUUUUUCUUAAUUAGGUAUUUUUGCGCAGUUAUCAAUCCUAUCUCAUUUGAUAGUUUUAGCAAAUGCAUGACACUUGACAGACUCACAGCAAGGAAAAAGAUGCAAAACAUCAUAAAUCCCCCAAAAGGAAAUUGUCUGGGAUCAUUUAAUGUAGGGGCAAUAUCUCUGAAUAUGAAUCGUGCUAUUUAACCAGAUUGACCUAGGCUUCGUCUGACCUUCACCUGGGUCUUCUUUGUUUUUAAGGUCUUUUGGGGACCAGGACUAAGGUACAUGAUGAAUGGCUAGUUGUGCCUAAAUGCAAAGUUAAGGGCCCCAGAAUUGUCUUUAUCCUCUGCUGUCUCCUAGACACCAUUUAUCUUUAUAUUUGAUUGACUCUUAAUAUUAUUUAAACAUUUGCCUCGGAUAUUCUUUGCAUAUGUCUUUCAGGCCUGGAUCUGGCCCAUGGGGUCUGGAAAAGCCUGGAAAAACAAUCUUCUUGUAAUAUUUACAUUUCUUCAGUUGACUGUAAAUAUUGCAGCCAGAUUCUAAUUGACUACCUUUUAAACUGGAGUGCCUUAAAGACAAAAGUAUUAGAUAACUUAUGUACUCACUGAAAGUGAGUAAUUGUCUAUCAGUGUUUUGUCAAAACUAUGAGAAUGCUUGUUUCUUUGAGUAAAUUCUGUAUAAUUGUUAGCAGGAUGUGGGUUGUUGGUUAAAGCCUUACCUGACAAAGUUCUUAAGGUUUACAACUUCCAGUCGUGUGUUUUGUUAGAAACUUAAGUUAUUUUGUUUCAUCUUUUUCCCCCUUUUUUUGCCUUUGAGCACUGACUUUUGAAAAACCAAAAAUUGUGGUUUGUAAUGUUAAAAUAAGUUGCAGUUCAAAAAAUUGUAGAGAAAGGAAGGUAACUUAAUUUUAAGAAAUUUCUUAACUUAUUAUAUUCGAGAUGAUCUUGGCAGAAUUAAUCUUUGAACUAAAAUCUCAUUUUCUUGAAUAUCACUCAGUGAUAUAUCAGGUAAAAAAUGCAUAAAUUGGUCUUCCAUGUCCUAAAGUUUUCUGUUCUGGAAAAAAUCAUGAUACGUUUUUUAGUUUUUGAAAUGAAAAAUUUCCCAUUUUGAGUGGUGUCAAGAAGCCAGGGCAUUUAGAAAAUACCCUGACUAGGAGAGAUAGGUUCUAGGCCUGGCUCCUCCACUGUGAAUUUUGUCAAGGCCUUUCCUUCUUUGGGCCUUGAUUCCCUCAUCUGUAAAACAAAAAAUUGGACUAGAUCUCUAUGGACCUUCUUUUGAUUUUCAAUUAAAUUUUCUUUUCAGAUCUGCAUUUUCUUCCUGCCAUCUCCACCUAACCUUGCUUCCAAGUAAGAAAGCAAGAAAAACAAAACAAACACGUCAAAAUACAUAAAGUUAAACAAAAAAAUUUCCCACAUUAGCCAUGUCAAGAAAAAAAAAGUUCAAUUUGCACUCUGAGUUCAGAGUGCCUUUCUAUCAAGAGAUAGGUAGCAUGUUGCAUCUUGGAAUUCUGGUUGGUCAUUUUGGAGAUCAGGGCAUUUAAAUCUUUCACAACUGAUGAUCUUUAACAAUAUUACUAUUACUCUAAAUUAUUCUCCUAGCUCUGCUCACCUCACUCCUCAGCAGUUCAUACAAGAAUACACGUUUUGCUGAAACCAUUCUGUUCAUUGUUUCUUAUAGCACAGUAGUAUUAUAUCACAUAUAUAUGGAGCAAUUUUUUUCCAGCCAUUCUCAAUUGAUGGGUAUCUCCUCAGUUUCCAAUUCAUUACCACCAAAAAAAGGAGCUGUUACAAAUAUUUUUUGUAUAUAUGAAUCCUUUUCCUCUUUCUUUUGGAUGUAGAACAUAGAAAAUUGCUGGGUCAAAGAGUAUGCACAGUUUAAUAGCUUUUUGGGCAUAGUUCCAACUUGCUUUCCAGAAUGGCUUGAUCAUUUCACAAUUCCACCAAAUAGUGCAUUUAAUAUACAUGUUUUCCCACAGCCCCUCAACAAAUUUGUCAUUAUCUAUUUUUGUCAAUUUGACUGAUCCUAUGGGUGUGAGAUGGAACCUCAGAGUUGUUUUAUUUUGCAUUUUCCUAAUUAUUAGUGAUUUAGAGCAUUUUUUUCAUAUUGUUAUUGACAGCUUGGAAUUUUUUCCUCUGGAAACUGCCAGUUCAUACUCUUUGACCAUUCAUCAACAUAAAUUUGAAUCAGUUCUAUCUAAGAGCCCUUCUGGCUCUAACAUUUUAUGUGCUUAUUAACAACAAUAGUAAAUGAUGAUGAUAACAAUGGUAGCUUACAGAACAUUUAAAAAAGUUUACAAAAUACUUUCCUCGUGACCCUAUGAGGAGACCUCAUUUUACAAAUGAGGACACUUGGCUUCAGGACAGUGAAAUGACUUCUCUGAUUUCAGAUCCUUUGCUCUUUCCCCUAUGUUAUGCUGCCUCCUGGUUCUGUAUUCUGGCAUUUUUUUCUAGUUUUAAUAGUCAGUGUUCUAAGAUGUUCCCAUUCUGACAGUUGGUUCUAUUAAUCUGCAUUGUAAAGUUCCUUCUAACUCAGUUGUUUGUUUCUUAGCUUUGUCUCUAUUCUCCCAUUCUGUCUGUACUGCUAAAGCUCAUUUUCUCUAGAUCAGAUUCCAGCUUUGUUGUUUGGUGGCCUCCAAAAUGAGAUUAGGGGAAGUGGCAGUAAUGUUACCACCUCUUUCCAGUGGAAUAUGGUUGAGCAUUCAGAAGUUGUAAUUCCCUGGUCAUCUUCACCCAUGGGAUACCUCAUUAAGUAUUCUGUUUUGUUUUUUUCUAGCCCUUAUUUCUGUCUUAGAAUAGAUUCUAAAUAUUGAUUCUAAGGCAGAAGAGCAAUAAGGGUUAGGCAAUUGGGGUUAAAUAGACUUUCCCAGGGACACUGUGUUAGAAAGUAUCUAAGGUCAGACUUGAAUUCAAGACCUCCUGACUCUAGGCCUGGUACUCUGUCCUCUAUGCUGCCUAGCUACCCCUUAAAUCUUCUAGUCACUUAAACAAAACCAGUCUUGAGAAGCAGUUUUAUCUUCAACUCUAACCUCAAUAAUAGUAUUAAAUAAUGAACACUACAUUUUACUGCCAAAGCUCAAGGUUUUAUGGUGAGCUAUAGAAAGCAGUGGCUGCAAAUCUCCUGUAAAGAUGUAUUUAUGUUAUGUGUUUCUGCCUCCUCAGAGUGUCAGGUUAAUUGUUGAUGAAUGAAAUAACAGAUGUAAUUACACCCACUGUGACUGACUAGUGGGAUUUUAGAGGCAAACAGCAUUGUGUUAGAUGUGUUGAUUGGAUUUGAUGGGCCCUGACAUCAAAUCUGAAGUUUGGACCAAACAGGUUUAUUAAAGGGACCUCCCACUUUUCCUGCCUCCUGAAACUGAGAUAUAUUUCUCAGGUUCUGUCUUCAGCAUCUAAAGGUAACUGUCAGAAAUACACUUUAUUGACUCAGGAAGUUUGUUUGCCAGACUUAAAUUUUGGAAUGUUUUUCUCAUACUCUAGGUCUGGUUUGGGCUCAGUGUCUUAUUCACUAUGUGUUGUGAGAGUCAGUUAUACAUAGUAAGUCCAAGAUAGCAAGAAAUAUUUGGUUCUCCUGAAUGAACUAUAGUUCUCCUCCUCCCUCAGGAUCCUCUGUCGUUAUUAUUUUAAAGGGGGAACAAGCAACACAUUUGUCCUCUUCUAGGCUGAGUCUUAGGACAUCUUGAUUCAGCAUUCAAAAAAUGUUUAUCAAAUGCUCUUCAGAAGCUUUGUAUUAGGAUACUUAGCUUGGUUAAGUUUCCUUCUUGAAUGGUCCCUUUUCUCAUAUCUGCUGGGCUAAUGAUCCAUUUUGUUGCACUUCUGUCUAGCAAGAGCAAGCCAGACUCUCUGACAGCCUUUAAAAAAAAUCAAAGUCUAUGGACCCGUAAGGCUCCAUUUCUUUGUGUCCUUAUGGCUUCUCAAGAGUCUCCUCCUCCCACCCACAAAUGUAGAAGAAUAAGGAGAGAUGGAAGAAAUCAGGACGUAGUUUGGGCAAAGAGCAAGAGUUACAUCUCCUAUAUUCCACUUGGAUGCCAUUUUGGGUCUGUGUCUCAUGUUCCAAACUUAGUCUUGUUAUGUGUAUUAAAAAGUAAAUGUUGUCAUCAGGUGCUGAGAAAGAGCCUUCCAAGGGUGUCUGGGGGUCACAUAAUGAUGUCAUUGUUUUGUCUUCCAGUGUGAGGUUCAUUCACUUGGGAGCCUUAUUCUCUAGGCGCAUCUGUUAGUUUGAGCACCAGAUUGUAUUUAAGGAAUGGCUCUUGUCGUUGUUAUAUACACUGUAGAUUGUGUGUGUAAAUAAUAGAAUUAAAGUAAACUGAAAAAUGGAAA
Messenger RNA from Monodelphis domestica (gray short-tailed opossum), 5237 nucleotides. It is a transcript of the gene FITM2, whose product is annotated as fat storage inducing transmembrane protein 2. Gene Ontology annotation, cellular component: endoplasmic reticulum membrane. Lineage: Eukaryota; Metazoa; Chordata; Mammalia; Didelphimorphia; Didelphidae. Gene Ontology annotation, biological process: phospholipid biosynthetic process; lipid droplet organization; lipid storage. Gene Ontology annotation, molecular function: coenzyme A diphosphatase activity. The record is from RefSeq and is a predicted model, not a curated record.